AUGGAGAUGACCGAGGAGGCCAUAGAGCCUGCUGAGGCAGACAUUAUAAGGCUGUGCCAGGACAUGUUCUACAAAACAUCCACAUACCUGGCAGGUGAGCUGACAGGCACCAGUGAAGACUAUAAAUUUCUGAAAAAUAUGGACAAACUGACUAACUUGAAGUAUCUAGAAAUGAAAGAUAUUGCAGUAAACAUAAGCAGAAACCUAAAGGGCUUAAACCAGAAAUCUGCAGCAUUUCAGCCUUAUCUGGAUCAGAUCACUUUAAUUGGGGAGCAAGUGGCAACUCUUGGGCAGGCAGCUUACAAGGUGGAUGCAUAUUCAAAGAAACUAGAAGCAAAGUACAAGAAAUUAGCGAAGCCAUGA
Trichosurus vulpecula (common brushtail) is the source of this 363-nucleotide messenger RNA. RefSeq names its product biogenesis of lysosome-related organelles complex 1 subunit 2-like. The record is from RefSeq and is a predicted model, not a curated record. Gene Ontology annotation, molecular function: gamma-tubulin binding. Lineage: Eukaryota; Metazoa; Chordata; Mammalia; Diprotodontia; Phalangeridae. The transcript has a single exon. The coding region runs from base 1 to 363 and encodes 120 amino acids. Gene Ontology annotation, cellular component: gamma-tubulin complex; BORC complex; BLOC-1 complex. Gene Ontology annotation, biological process: lysosome localization; endosomal transport.